GUUCUCAAAACAGACAGCAGAUGGCAGCAGUGCACUUAAGUGCGUCACAUGGCAUCCAGACCAGUAGGGGCGGUACGUUUGUUGUCGUUCCACCUGCGCCACCACCACAGCGCAGGCAGCAGAAGAGUUGCAGCUGCGUGGGUCGGUGUCAGAUUCAGAAAAGUUGCGUCCAGAAAUCCAAACACUGUUCUGAGCCUGACCAUGAAGCCUCCGCCCCGUAAGCGCACCAGGACGAGGCGGGAGCUGCCCGCGGUGCCGGAAAACCUGGGGAAGAGCGUGUGUAAGUGGCCGGUAUCGGAGCAGAGGAAGCUGCUAACCGCCCUCACCAAACUGCGCCCCAAAGACCUGUCCGGAGAGCCGCUGGAUCUGGAGCAAAUCGAGGAGCGUCUGCCCUCACGCACGGUGGAAGAGAUAAACUCCGUUCUGGACACUCUGAAGGAGAAGGUCGUCUCAUUUGCCAAGACCAAGCAUCGGGCAGAGAGGAGGGAGCAGAGGAGAAGCAGGAGGCCCCUGGACUUCUGGAUCCAGGAGGCGUCUGCUCUGAGCCGAGGGGGGGCGGAAGAGGCUCUGUCCCAGGCCUUCGCCCAGGUGCUCACUGUGAUGUCCACUGAGCCGAGCUCGCUGAAGGGAAACACGUCUCAUCUCCACCAUGGCCCGGCCACUCCACUGUCCAAAGAUAAGCCCCCGGCCUCAAAUGCAUCUCCACCGCCCAGCCAACCAUCAGUGUCCAAGAGUCCAUGUGUCCAGUCUCCUGCUGUUACAGAGGACGUGAAGAAGCAGCAGACUGCUCCAGCCCAAAGCUCCACAGUCCCCGGCGCCCCUCUGAAGCAGACAGUGAAAAGCACUCCUCUCCCCAGCUCCACGGAAGAAGUGAGCUUUGAGAAGAUCUACCAAUACCUCAGUGCCCUCCACCAGCCCGACCUGCUGCGCAAGCUCAGCCCUAUGGAGAGUGCAGUAGUGCUGGACCUCCUCAUGUCUCUCCCAGAGGAGCUCCUGGUUCUGGACUGUGACCCACUCAUCCAGCACAUUACCCAGACAUACCACAAUCUUUCAUUGGACGCUGACAAAAAGGUGAAACAACAAAAAUCCUCAGGAGUACCACAACCAACCGGACCCCCAGAGCACCAACCACCACCAACCGGACCCCCAAACCACCAACCACAACCAACUGGACCCCCAAACCACCAACCACCACCAACCGGACCCCAGAGCACCAACUACCACCAACCGGACCCCCAAACCACCAACCACAACCAACUGGACCCCCAAACCACCAACCACAACCAACCGGACCCCCAGAGCGCCAACCACCACCAACCGGACCCCAAACCAACCAACCACCACCGACCGGACCCCCAGAGCGCCAUCCACCACCAACCGGACCCGCAGAGCUCCAACCACCAUCAACCGGACCCACAGAGCCAUCCACCACCAACCGGACCGCCAGAGCGCCAACCAACACCAGCCGGACCCCCAAACCACCAAACACAACCAACCGGACCCCCAAACCACCAGCCACAACAAACUGGACCCCCAGAGCACCAACCACCACCACCCGGACCCCCACAGUGCCAACCACAACCAACUGAACCCCCAGAGCGCCAACCACAAACAAUCGAACCCCCAGAGCGUCAACCACAACCACCCGGACCCCCAAACCAGCAACCACCACCAACCGGAACCCCAGACCACCAACCACAACCAACAGGACCCCCAGAGCGUCAACCACAACCACCCGGACCCCCAAACCAGCAACCACCACCAACCGGAACCCCAGACCACCAACCACAACCAACAGGACCCCCAGAGCACCAACCACAACCAACUGAACCCACAAACCAUCUGCCCCAUACAGCUGGAACCACAAUCCACCACCAAGCCCCAACCAGACCCACAGAGACUGAAGGGGACCGAAGCCGCCAGAGUACCACCAGACUGAGACAAAACGCUCCACUCAACCCUUUCCUCAUUCCGGUCAGCCUGAUGUCCCGUAAGGCGCAGACAGGCCACACGUGA
Boleophthalmus pectinirostris (great blue-spotted mudskipper) is the source of this 2016-nucleotide messenger RNA. Its product is annotated as protein piccolo-like. The coding region runs from base 49 to 2016 and encodes 655 amino acids. The transcript is spliced from 8 exons. The record is from RefSeq and is a predicted model, not a curated record. NCBI's taxonomy places the organism in Eukaryota, Metazoa, Chordata, Actinopteri, Gobiiformes, Gobiidae. Gene Ontology annotation, cellular component: nuclear body. Gene Ontology annotation, molecular function: RNA polymerase II general transcription initiation factor activity. Gene Ontology annotation, biological process: snRNA transcription.